UACACAAGGCGGCCUGUGUUUUCACGCGGUCCCAUGGUGUUCUCCCUUCAUUUAAAGACUUAUAAAUUGUGCUGGCUAAGUAUUUAAUAACUAUCGUGUGCAUUAAAAAAUUGGCUCUUCAUUAUUCAUGGAAUUGUGUGAACAAAGGCCUUUCUGAGUAACUGUGUGCAAAUUUGCAAACUGCUGUACUUGACUGGGUGGUGGGCCAGCCUCAUGCUUUCUCAUUCUUUCACUUUUGCGUAACAAUGUGUUAAAAAAGAAGUUUCAAUGAAUUUUAUCAAUUGUGAUGCAUGGCGACACCUUUCGACUUAGCUGUGAGCUUAUUUGGUACAAUCGUAUUGCAAAGAUUGCGUACACCGGCUUUAUCUAUUUGCAAUGGCAGCUCUCGUACGACAUUUGUGUAUUGUCUUUUCUCUGUUGGUCACUACUCGUUUGUAUGUAUUUUUAGAGCCCUGACAGGCUGAUGAAGGAACACUGAAUUCUUCUGAAAGCUGUCAUUACUAAGAAAUGAAGCUGGUGUUAUGACUUAUGAACAGUGAACAGUGUCCCAAAAUUUUAUUUCAGAGUGAAAAAUUGUUCUGGAAAAUUGGAGAUGAAAGUGGAAAAUUGAUUUCAGUUGGAUGUCAUUUCCCACCCAAAACUGGCAAAUUUUGGGACAUUGGUUUUGAACAAACUUAACAAUACAAUAUCGAUGUCCCAGGCUCUAGCUGAAUAACAUCAACAUAAAUAUAACAUAAUACUUUGUGUAAGCAUCUCGUACAACUGUGUUUCUGUGAUAAUGAAAUCAAAACACAUGCAUCCUGCAUCCACGAAAGUGGAUAGUAAGUAGAAAGAAGCAUUUGUUGCCAUAUGUUAGUGAUAAUUGUGCAAUAUCUUGGUAAUUUUAGUUUGUAUGAAACGCGUAAGAUUUAGGUGAUUGAAACUAAACAUGGAAGAUAAUUUUUAGGUCAAUUUUUACUUUUUUUUAAUGCUGUUCUUGAUAUUCCACUUCACUCAAAACACACCAGUUCAUAAGUUAUUUCAGGGCUUUCACAAUAGCCAUGUCUUUGUGGUCAAUCAUCCUCAGAGCAGCCUGAGUCAAUUCCAUUCAUAACUUCCUUAGCCAUAUAUCUCUGAUCCUUUUUCAGGACAAGACAUGCACUACUACAUGUAUGCUGUGCCUGGCUCAAGAUUCCUAUAUGUAGCCAGGCUGCCCUACCGACACUGGCAAAAUGAAUGCUUCCUUGAACAAAGCUAACCAAAGGUGCCAUCAACUGUCUUAAUCUGAACAGGAAGGAAGCCUAGUUUUCAACAUAGACAACAGCUUGUGUGAAGCUGUCACUUUCAGGGUGUGCACCACCCAGUGUUCAUUUGUUAACAUCAAUAAUGUGUGACCACGAAAGGAAACCCUUCUGAAGCCCAGCUUUCUGACCAACUCAAGUGAUGCCCGAGGCAAGUCGAGAGGACGACUCUCCGCACGUGCAGCAGCUGCGCGCGGCGCUGCACUACGCCAUCGGCCGCAUCUGUGACGACGUGGCCGCCGAGCGGGGCACGCCGUUCCGGCGCACGGUGGUGGCCACGCUGACCGAGGCGGCGCUGUCGCAGGCGGCCGUGAUGGCGCGCGACCUGGAGCUGUUCGCGCAACACGCGCGCCGCGCCGCCGUCUGCGCCGACGACGUGAAGCUGCUGGUGCGCCGCUCGCCCACGCUGUCGGCCGAGCUGCAGCGCGAGGCGCGCCGGCUCGCCGCGCACGCCAAGGUGGCCAAAGAGCGGCGGCGGGCGCAGCGCGGCAGGCGAGGGGCGCGCGGCGCCGGCCGAGGCGCCUCCGCUGCGGCGGACCCGAGGACUGCGACUGACGACGGUGAAGUGAUGGAACUGGAGUGAAGAUAUUAUAAGCCCGAGAUGUGGUUACACGGAGUGUGUGCAUAUCUUCGGAUAUCACGGUGUGAUAGGGACUGUCGUGCCCGGGCUGAAGUGCGGGCUGCAGGCGAAAUGUACACUGCGUUUGCGCUAUGGCUGAGCACAAUGGCUGUGAAGUGUACCAGUAAUCAGAAGUGCCCUAUGAACAGUGAGCCGGGUCUGUGAUGUGACGGUGCAUUCUAACAAGCACCGCAUGGUGAUUGGUGAUGACAUGACUGGACUCUAUAUAGACUGGAUCACCGAUUAACGAACGAGUGCUUAUGGACUACGAGUACACUGUUUUAGACUCAGUUUCGGUGUUUCAUGCUGUGCCUGCGACUGUAACGUUAAACUAGACUGACAUAGAAUGUGACUGAGGUCAUAUUGUGUAGCGGGCACCGGAAUGACCAGUUAUUACGAGUUCCUACGCUCCUUUCUUCACAGCAAAGUGUGCACUGAAAAUGCAAUCGCCGUUCAAUAAAAUGCUUGAUGUGUUUAA
Messenger RNA from Amphibalanus amphitrite, 2377 nucleotides. RefSeq names its product centromere protein S-like. Lineage: Eukaryota; Metazoa; Arthropoda; Thecostraca; Balanomorpha; Balanidae. The transcript is spliced from 2 exons. The coding region runs from base 1423 to 1863 and encodes 146 amino acids. Gene Ontology annotation, molecular function: protein heterodimerization activity; chromatin binding. Gene Ontology annotation, cellular component: Fanconi anaemia nuclear complex; FANCM-MHF complex. Gene Ontology annotation, biological process: replication fork processing; resolution of meiotic recombination intermediates. The record is from RefSeq and is a predicted model, not a curated record.